Eleginops maclovinus (Patagonian blennie) is the source of this 2599-nucleotide messenger RNA. RefSeq lists its product as uncharacterized. Gene Ontology annotation, molecular function: oxidative phosphorylation uncoupler activity. Bases 285 to 2150 code for a protein of 621 amino acids. The transcript has 14 exons. Gene Ontology annotation, biological process: mitochondrial transmembrane transport; response to cold; adaptive thermogenesis. The record is from RefSeq and is a predicted model, not a curated record. Lineage: Eukaryota; Metazoa; Chordata; Actinopteri; Perciformes; Eleginopidae.
AGAAGUCAUGUGCAUAAAGUGUCUAUAAAUUCAGCAGCUUCAACAGAAAGCACACAGAAUGAGACAAGGACAUGGAGGGGACUAACCGCCUGAAGGAUAGUUUAUUCCUGCCUCUGUGUUGGACUAUAACUUUCCAAGAAAACUAAUUAGUAAGUGGUGGUAUGCUGGCUGACUCACUUCAAACUGAGUUUAUGGCCCGAGGCAUUUCCACAACAGAACCGCUUCAAAACCCUUGCGUACCUUUUGAGAAAACCUGAACCUUUCCCUCACCCGCGCUUACAGAAAUGGUUGGCAUCAAACCCAAAGACGCGGUGCCCUCUGGGCCAGUUAAGUUCUUCGGAGCGGGCACGGCGGCCUGCAUUGCUGACCUCAUCACAUUUCCAUUAGAUACUGCCAAAGUCAGACUUCAGAUUCAGGGAGAGUCUGUUAAAGGUGAAGGUGCAGUGAAAUAUCGGGGAGUGUUUGGCACCAUCACCACCAUGGUGCGCACAGAGGGGGCCAGGAGUCUUUACAAUGGGCUGGUGGCAGGACUCCAGAGGCAGAUGAGCUUUGCGUCGGUUCGAAUUGGUCUGUACGACUCUAUGAAGCAGUUCUACACCCGGGGCACUGAGAGUGCUGGGAUUGUUACUCGACUCAUGGCGGGCUGUACCACAGGAGCCAUGGCCGUGGCUUUUGCACAGCCAACAGAUGUGGUGAAGGUGCGUUUCCAAGCCCAGGUACGACUGGCUGACGGUGGGAGGAGAUACAACAGCACGCUGGACGCCUACAGGACGAUUGCCCGAGACGAAGGAGUGCGGGGCCUUUGGAAAGGUUGUAUGCCUAACAUCACCCGUAAUGCCAUUGUGAACUGUGCGGAGCUGGUGACCUAUGACCUGAUCAAAGAACUGAUCCUGAAGUACGAUCUAAUGACAGACAACCUGCCGUGCCACUUCACUGCUGCCUUUGGGGCAGGCUUCUGCACAACAGUAGUGGCUUCUCCUGUGGAUGUAGUCAAAACAAGGUUCAUGAACUCAGCAGAUGGCCAGUACAGGAGCGCCAUCAACUGUGCCAUCAUCAUGGUGAGAAAUGAAGGACCGUCAGCCUUCUAUAAAGGGUUCAUGCCUUCUUUCCUGCGACUAGGGUCUUGGAACAUUGUGAUGUUUGUGACGUAUGAACAAAUCAAAAGACAUAUGACCAGGGCACAGCAGUACUGGGAGUCGCCGUUAUACUUCUGGAAAAUGGUUGGAUUUGGACCUGCAGAUGUGCCUCCAUCGGCAGCGGUGAAAUUUGUGGGAGCAGGAACUGCAGGCUGCAUUGCUGACCUGCUCACCUUCCCCCUGGACACAGCCAAAGUGCGGCUGCAGAUACAAGGGGAGGCUUCAGCUGCUGCGGGGAAGGAGUCUGCACUGAGGUAUCGGGGAGUGUUUGGCACCAUCACCACCAUGUGGCGUACAGAGGGGCCCCGGAGCCUUUACAGUGGACUGGUGGCAGGACUCCAGAGGCAGAUGAGCUUCGCCUCUGUCCGCAUUGGUCUCUACGACACUGUUAAACAGUUCUACACUAAAGGCUCUGAUCAUGCUGGUAUCGGCAGUCGGCUGCUGGCAGGAUGUACCACUGGUGCCAUGGCGGUUGCUUUUGCUCAGCCUACAGAUGUGGUGAAAGUUCGCUUCCAGGCACAGGCCAGGUCUGCUGGGCAAGCCAGGCGCUAUGGUGGCACCAUUGAUGCUUACAAGACCAUCGCUAAGGAAGAAGGCCUUCGUGGUCUGUGGAAAGGUACAGCUCCAAACAUAGCACGAAAUGCAAUUGUGAACUGCACUGAACUGGUGACGUACGAUUACAUCAAGGACACACUCCUUAAGUCCACUCCACUGACAGAUAAUCUGCCCUGCCACUUUGUAUCAGCCUUCGGAGCAGGGCUUUGCACAACAGUGAUUGCCUCUCCAGUUGAUGUGGUCAAGACGAGAUAUAUGAACUCUCCUCCCGGCCACUACACCAGCGUCCUCAAGUGUGCUGCUGCCAUGAUGAGCAGAGAGGGACCACUUGCUUUUUAUAAGGGGUUCAUGCCAUCUUUCUUACGCCUGGGCUCCUGGAACGUGGUGAUGUUUGUGACAUACGAGCAGCUGAAGCGAGCCAUGAUGGCAGCGAAUCACAACUACACGUCUCGACUGUAACUGUUAUUGUCUGUCAGACUUAGCACAGCUGUGUUGUUUACACAUUUCUUACUUUUGUUGCUUUCAAGUGCAUAUUUCAACUCAAAGUUUUGUACAAAUGAUGAUACUUAUACUUGAUAAUUCUCUUCAUGACCACAUUUAUCAGCCACAGCAUAGCAACACAUGUUCUACAAUGGGAUCAGUCUUUCAAAGUAAGAGCUUGUCUGAUCAGGUGCUUCCUCUCGGCAGAGAGCUUCGCAGGAAACUGGAUGUCAAAAGUAAGGAUGAGGUUCCCUCUCUGAGAAGGAUCCUGGGACAGCGGCAUUCCCUCUCCACUCACCACUUUGUUGUACGAAGGGCUGAUGUGUAUGAAAUAAAACCAGAGAAGAAAGAUGGCCAUUUAUGCAGAUGACGCACAAACCAGAAACAUAUCCUGUACAGUUUAUAUAAAGUGAUUGAAUUUCUUACAA